GCACUUUUGGUCCCAGAUCUGAAGAACAGCCUCUGCAUCGUUCCCGAGGAGAACGCUCACAUCACGACAACAAGACAUCCACACUGACGCUUCUUUUGUGGGAAGAAUCAUGGCACUUGCAGGAAUCCUGAAGCAAGACGACAUCGCAGCAGCCAUGCAGGCUUGUCAAGCGCAAGGAUCUUUCAACCACGAGUCGUUCUUUGAACAAGUGGGUCUGAUCGGUAGAGCCUCUUCAGACGGGGAGAAGGUGUUCAAGGCCCUGGACCAGGACAAGAGCGGAUACAUCGAAAAAGAGGAGCUGAAACGCUUCCUCCAGAACUUCUGCUCGAAGGCCAGAGAGCUCACAGAGGCCGAGACCAACACUCUUCUGGCAGCCGGAGACAAAGAUGGAGAUGGAAAAAUUGGGAUCGAAGAAUUCUGCGCCUUGCUGAAAUGAGAACGAGGCCAGCGUCCUGACCUGCAUUUCUCGAAAUGUUUCAUAUUUGUUUUGCGUGUCUUAUCAGUGAUGGCUUUUGUUUCCCCUGAAUUGCUUAUUAAAAUAUAUGCUUAGUAAGUCUUUGUAGUGAAUGAGAUAGUCAUGUUUGGGAACUAAAUUAAAAACGUCACGCUUCUGUAGUUAUUGAAUAUGAAACUGCUUAAUCAAAUAAAAUCUCCAAGUGAAGGACUUCUUUUAUCCAA
This is a messenger RNA of Danio rerio (zebrafish), 678 nucleotides long. RefSeq names its product parvalbumin 5 (gene pvalb5). The record is from RefSeq and is marked provisional. NCBI's taxonomy places the organism in Eukaryota, Metazoa, Chordata, Actinopteri, Cypriniformes, Danionidae. Gene Ontology annotation, molecular function: calcium ion binding.